Molecule: messenger RNA, 4153 nt
Organism: Fundulus heteroclitus (mummichog)
Lineage: Eukaryota; Metazoa; Chordata; Actinopteri; Cyprinodontiformes; Fundulidae
Gene: ptbp1a
Product: polypyrimidine tract binding protein 1a
Exons: 16
Coding region: 269-1876 (535 amino acids)
Biological process (GO): regulation of cell differentiation; mRNA processing; regulation of RNA splicing
Cellular component (GO): nucleus
Molecular function (GO): mRNA binding
Source: RefSeq, a predicted model, not a curated record
AACUCGACAGGGUUAGCUAAAGCAACGUGUCCCAUUUCCGCAUUCAUUUCGUCCGCGGAGUUUCAGGGCCAUGUUGAAGAUGUCUGGCCUCGACGUUUCACGUUGAUUUAAUCAACUUAUCUGAUCCGGCCGCCUAGACGCCACUGAGUUGUACCCUCUGGGAUCCGGCUACGUCCCUGAAAUCGACAGUGUCCAUGACAUAUCAGUUGGCACAAAGAGGGGAUCCGACGAACUCUUUUCUUCCUGCAUAUCCAACGGACCCUAUAUCAUGAACUCAGCCAAUGGCAACGACAGCAAAAAAUUCAAAGGAGACGUCCGCAGUCCCGGUGUCCCAUCACGUGUUGUCCACGUACGCAAGCUGCCCAAUGACAUCAACGAGGCCGAGGUUAUAAGCCUGGGACUGCCCUUUGGGAAGGUCACUAAUCUGCUGAUGUUGAAAGGGAAAAAUCAGGCCUUUCUGGAGCUCAACAGUGAAGAGUGUGCACAGACGAUGGUGAGCUACUACUCGUCAGUCACCCCUGUCAUCAGAAACCACCCCAUUUACAUGCAGUACUCCAAUCACAAGGAGCUCAAGACGGACAACUCUCCAAACCAAGUGCGUGCCCAGGCAGCUCUGCAGGCAGUCAAUGCCCUUCAUGGAGGUGGAAUGGCAAGUAUGGCAAUUCCCACAGAUGCAAGCAGCUUGGCAGGAGCGCCAGCCCAGAGCCCUGUGCUCAGAGUCAUUGUGGAAAACCUUUUCUACCCCGUCACCCUGGAUGUCCUGCAUCAGAUUUUUUCCAAGUUUGGAACUGUGCUGAAGAUCAUCACUUUCACCAAGAACAACCAGUUCCAGGCCUUGAUCCAGUAUGCUGAUGCUAUGACAGCUCAGCAUGCUAAACUGUCUCUAGAUGGCCAGAACAUCUACAAUGCUUGCUGUACCCUGAGAAUCAGCUUCUCCAAGCUCACAAGCCUUAAUGUGAAGUACAACAACGAUAAAAGCAGGGACUACACCCGCCCUGACCUUCCUACAGCAGAUUCCCAACAAUCACUUGACCACCAGACGAUGGCAGCCGCAGCAUUUUCUGCUCCAGGCAUAAUCUCGGCUUCCCCCUUUGGUGGACCGCAUUCCUUCCCCCAUACGUUUGCUAUCCAGCAGGCAGGUCAGUAUGAAAUGUAUCCUGGCCUGUCAGUUCCCGGCAUUCCCGGCGCCUUGGCGUCUCUGGGUAUGGGUCACGGCGGCAUGGCAGCCGCAGCAGCGGCCGCAGCUAGCCGGCUUGGCCUGUCGGGGCUCACUGCCACGGGGGGGCACAACGUGUUGUUGGUCAGCAAUCUGAACCCUGAGACCGUUACGCCACACUGCCUCUUUAUUCUUUUCGGUGUGUACGGUGAUGUCAUGAGAGUGAAGAUCUUGUUCAAUAAAAAGGAGAACGCUCUAGUCCAGAUGUCUGAUGGCACACAGGCUCAGCUAGCCAUGAGCCACCUUAACGGCCAGCGUCUUCAUGGCAGGGCCAUGCGCGUCACCUUGUCCAAGCAUACAACGGUGCAGCUGCCCAGAGAAGGCCAUGAGGACCAGGGCCUCACAAAGGAUUACGGCAACUCGCCGCUUCAUCGCUUCAAGAAGCCCGGCUCUAAAAAUUACUCCAACAUCUUCCCACCAUCUGCCACACUCCACCUCUCCAACAUACCGCCUUCUGUGAUGGAGGAUGAUCUCAAAAGACUGUUUGCAAGCUCAGGAGCCACAGUCAAGGCCUUCAAGUUCUUUCAAAAGGACCGCAAGAUGGCCCUGAUCCAGAUGGGCUCAGUCGAAGAAGCAAUCGAGUGCCUCAUUGAGUUCCACAACCACGAUCUGGGAGAGAACCAUCACCUUCGAGUGUCCUUCUCCAAGUCCACCAUCUGAGUGGGUCUCCUUGACUCCUCCCAGCUGAACGCUACUGUUCUUGAGGUUGCCUUCAAUGGAAAUGGCCUUCAUAACAUAUUUAUACUGUUUGUAAUUUUUCCAUGAGAAUGUUGCCCAUUUAUCACUUUCCCUUUAGAUUUAGCUUGGACUCCAGACUUGAUCCAUACCAUUUUUGAUUGUUGUCCUAAAAACAGUGACUCCAAUAUUUUGGGAUAUUCCAGACAUAAUUGAUGGCUGUUCCAUCUUGGCGUCCCCAAAUUGACUUUUAAUUGGGCUGUUUGGUCUGCAUUCUCAUUUGCAAACAUUAUGAUUUGAAAAACUCAGGUAAAUUGCUCUCAUUUCGGUCUUUAGGGUUAACAUAGUUUAGACACUAAAUUCAGCAGCGAAGCCGAAUUAUAAUUUCAGAAAUGGGCAACAUUCUGUAGCCAAAUCCUGCUGUAUCAGAGGCAAAGUAGAGGCAGCUGAACUACUUGUAUUUUGACCAUAAAGACGCCCCCCAUCGUAAGACGUAUCUAGAUGAAUUGGACCUGUACCCGACCCACUUCAGCAUUCCUUUCACUCUUCUAGUGUGAAAAAGUGUGCCGUUUUUUUUUUUUUUGAAAAAGCCACUUUAAUCCAGCUUGGCCAGUGAGAAACGGUUUAAGAUGAAGAAUUUUUAAGUUUUGACUCUGAGAUCAUCCCCCAUCUUUAGUUUUAUGUUGCAUCUACCUUCCCAUUUCGUUCUGGGGAUCCAGACCACUAUCAGAAGUUCUUCUGUAUGGACCCUUUUCUUUCCUUUUAAUAUGUUCUUGUGCCUUACUUUGCCCCAGCCAGGAUGCCCUGGCUUCAUUUUUGGGUAUGUUUGUUCUCUCGUACCUUUUUGGUAUUUACCAGCAUUGUUAAAGGGGGAAAGUGGCUCAUUUAAUCUUCUUAAAAAAUACAAUUGUUUAUCUUUUGUAUGCAUUUAGUCCCAUUAUAUGUAUCUAGAAUCUAUGACUCGUAAGUCAGUUAGAUGCUAAAUCUUUUUUUUUUUUUUUUUUAGGUGAUGUAACUCUGUUUAGGUGUGUUGCUGAUGUAGAGCUGGAUUCAGCCUUUCAGUUUUACAGCCCUGUUACUUCCAUUUAGUGGGUUCUGGGGCCUCAUUUAACCAGGUUAUGUUCAUAUGUGUGUAAAACUAUAUAUUCAUUUCUCUUUUUCUUUUUUAGGAGUAGCUUUACAUGUAUCUUGCCUAAAUUUAACUGACUUGUGCUUAAAGUAGCUGAGCUUGUUGGCUAGUGGAGUGCCUUGUCCCUGUUGAGUUUUUAUUCCAAUGCUGAAACAAGCCUGGUCAGUGGACUUUGUUUACCUCUGUUUCAGAUCUUGUAUCAUACCUGUCUGCAAAGAUGCCUUUUUCAAAUAAUAUUCAGGUAAUCACACCUGAGAGAGAGGGCAGCUUGGAGGCAUUCGCAAGUUUAUGAAUGACUUUUGUCUUAAGCUGCGUCUGAAAAUCCAAAAAAAAGUAUGUCUUUUGUAAACUCGGCAGACCCGAAGGUUGGGAAGGCCUUGCCUCGUUCCCUGUCUGUGUCCACUUAAGCCACAGUCAGUUUGUGCACUUUUCCUUAAAGUCAAGUCCAAACGGGCGCCACCACACUGAAAGUCUUAAACGAUCUCACAUUCCUGCGUGCCUCACGCACCAGUUUCUCACGAGCCGGACCACUGUAGUUUCGGACCAGCAACAGAUCUCUUCUGUUUCCAUUCGUGUAAGACGUUCUUACGCAUGACUCAACGAAGCUUCAUGUAGCUGCAGACGGUUUCUGCUGUUAAGGACCAAAGUGUGUCUUACCCCCUGCUAUUUUGUAGCGUCUGAACCUUUUUUUUUUUUUCUUUUUUUUACACACAUUCCUGCUGUUCUGCUAAACAACCAGGAUUCCAUUCAGACGCCUUUAAGGUGACGGCUUAUACUGUAUGUUUUCACUUUACAAAGAGCCUAUUUGGGCAGAGGUCGCUUUAGAACGGAUACUUCAUUGAACACAGUCCUAGCUGUGAUAACAGUGUAGAACAUUAUAUGCCUUUUUAGUUUAUGUUGAAAGCUUUUAUUUUUCUUUUUAUAAGGGGGCGGGUUGGGGUAAAAUGUAUGAAAGCGGGGUUCAUGAUUGUAUAUAUUCAUGUUUUUGUACCACAAAAUAAUUUGGAUUAUAUUCACUUUAAGUUCAAAACAUGUAUAUUUUGAUAAUCUGCGAAGACAUAUUAAGCUUCUCUGAGCUGGAAAACAACAAAAAAAAAAAACUUUUGUAACGGACAUUAAACUAUCUGAACACA